AUGUGUUCUCACCACAGAGAAGAGAGUGACAGAGAAAAUACCCCUCAGCCGCCCGAGACUCCUCAAGAUGGCGUGCUUCCAAGAGAUAUUCCUCAACGCACGACCUUUUACGACUCUGUCGUUGAGCGGCAAAUGUCUCAGGCUGACGCUAAGCUGUUCUAUCAGCGAAGCCAGCUAGACAGCUCCGGUGCUGCGGACCCAGUGUCGUCCUCGUAUAAUGACCCCGUUGCAGCGCUGGCAUCAAGCGGCGGCCUGGAAUAUGAGGGCGACUCUGCGCUGUCCGAAUCUUUUGGCAAGGCUUCUGUGCCUGGACUUGACAGUGCUAGACUUGCAGCUGAGGCCACCAGGGGAAUCUCCAAUAUCAACUUCCUCGACCCUCAGCCACAGGUGACGGCAGAGUUGAGCUCUAUUUCCAGGAGCAUCGAAGACAUUAUCGCGCUGAGGCAAAGAUACAUGGCCCUCUCGCUGCAGCGAUAUGGCGAUGACCCUAGAAAUGGUGCCGACUGGCAGAUUUAUCCCCCUGGAGACAAGCCUGGAGAUGGCUUCGACAUGGAGCAUGUCCUGCCGCUGCCUUCAAACGACGACGGCAUGACGUUCAAGCUGAGCGAUGCUGGUGUCUACGAGGUCUUUGAGGGUGCCGAUUCCGAAACACCCGCUUUCCAAAUCCCAACCAUCAGGCAGUUCUACAUGGACCUCGACAGCAUCCUUACCGCCUCGUCAGACGGGCCUAGCAAGAGCUUCGCCUUCCGCCGCCUCCAAUACCUCGAAGGCAAAUUUAACCUGUAUGCACUUCUAAACGAGUAUCAGGAAACUGCCGACAGCAAAAAGGUGCCUCACAGAGACUUUUACAACGUCCGAAAAGUAGACACUCACGUGCACCACUCGGCGUCCAUGAACCAGAAGCACUUGCUGCGCUUCAUCAAGAGCAGGAUGAAGAAGAACCCUGAUGAGGUUGUCUUGUUCCGUGACGGGAAGCACUUGACGCUUGCCGAGGUGUUUGCUAGUAUUAAUCUUACGGCGUAUGAUUUGAGUAUUGAUACGCUUGAUAUGCACGCCCACGUGGACUCUUUCCACCGAUUUGACAAGUUCAACUUGAAAUACAACCCCGUUGGAGAAUCUCGACUUCGAGAAAUCUUCUUGAAAACGGACAACCUAAUCAAGGGCCGCUAUCUAGCCGAGCUUACCAAAGAAGUCAUUUCCGAUCUGGAAGCCAGCAAGUACCAAAUGGCUGAGUGGCGUCUAUCCAUCUAUGGUAAAUCACUAGAUGAAUGGGACAAACUUGCAGCCUGGGUCGUCGAUAACAAGCUGUUUUCGCAAAACGUCCGCUGGCUCAUCCAGAUUCCCCGGCUGUAUGAUGUUUACAAGGACAAUGGCUUGAUGGAGUCGUUUGACCAAGUCGUCACCAACGUCUUCCAGCCACUGUUUGAAGUUACCAAGGACCCGUCCAGCCACCCGAAGCUGCACAUUUUCCUCCAGCGCGUCGUCGGUCUCGACAGCGUCGACGACGAGAGCAAGAUUGAGAGGCGCCUAUACAGGAAGUUUCCGGUCCCAAAGGAGUGGAACACGAAGCAGAACCCGCCGUACAACUACUGGAUCUACUAUCUCUUCGCCAACAUGGCGUCUCUCAACUCUUUCCGCCGGAAGCGUGGCUUCAACACUCUUAUCCUGCGGCCGCACUGCGCUGAAGCUGGAGACCCGGAGCAUUUGGCCGUCGCGACGCUUUGCUGUCAUAGCAUCAGCCACGGAGUGCUGCUCCGAAAGGUCCCGUUGUUGCAGUAUGUGUUUUACCUGGAACAGAUCGGAGUGGCCAUGUCGCCGUUGAGCAAUAACGCCUUGUUCCUGUCAUACGACCGCAACCCGUUCCCUCAGUACUUCAAACGAGGUCUCAACGUGUCCCUCUCAACCGACGACCCUCUGCAGUUUGCAUACACAAAGGAGCCUCUGAUGGAGGAAUACGCUGUCGCCGCGCAAAUCUACAAGCUCAGCCCGACAGACAUGUGCGAGCUGGCCAAGAACUCGGUCAAGCAGAGCGGUUACGAGGCGGCGGUUAAGGCGCAGUGGCUGGGACCCUGCUUUGACAAGCCUGGCAGAGAAGGAAAUACCAUGGCCAAGACGAAUGUUCCCGACCGGAGAGAGGAGUUUAGGUAUUCUACCUUGUUGACGGAGCGAGAGGUACUGAGCCGAUACGCCGCAUUUGAUCCAAAUGCAGAGAAGAAGAGCAUCAGUGCCGAACUGGCCUCGAAAUCAUCCGUUGGAAAUAUCCCCUCCUCUGGCGCGACAGAAGCUGCGUCAAGCAUCACGAGCCCAACAUCAGAAGCAUCGUCCCUUCGUAAGACGCCCAGUUCAGCUGCGGAUGUGCACAUUUCUGGAAAUGAUCCGAUGAUAUUUCCAGGAAUUCUGAGUCGGGAUACUAGUCGCCGCAAUCUGACCAAGGUUGAUAGCUGGGGGAUUCAGUCGACUGAGCAUCCUAGCCCGGGGACAGAUUGA
Messenger RNA from Trichoderma aggressivum f. europaeum, 2487 nucleotides. RefSeq lists its product as uncharacterized. The transcript has 3 exons. The record is from RefSeq and is a predicted model, not a curated record. Gene Ontology annotation, cellular component: cytosol. Gene Ontology annotation, biological process: IMP salvage; AMP metabolic process. The coding region runs from base 1 to 2487 and encodes 828 amino acids. Gene Ontology annotation, molecular function: AMP deaminase activity. Lineage: Eukaryota; Fungi; Ascomycota; Sordariomycetes; Hypocreales; Hypocreaceae.